GUUCCAGUUUUGGGAAUGACAGAUUCAGUCGUGGAUCAACAAAAAGCUGAUCUCUUUGUAGAGAAUUUCUUUGAGAAAAAAUCAAUUACAGAAAUUGUGACCCCAAUUGACAAUGAAUUUGAUGAAGUUGUUCCAAGUUCAAAUCCAAACUCUCAAACUGAAGAAGAAACGAAUUUAUAUACUUGUGAAGAUUACAUUGAAAUCCUUUCACCUAUUAACCCUUUAGUAAUAUAUCCAGCACUUCAAGCAGAGAACCAAGAUUUGUCUACUAAUGAAGAGAUCGUUUCUGUAGAUAAUUUUAUGAACUAUAAAAGUCACCUGACAACUUCAGACACUCUAUUAAGUGGUCAGAAAUUAUGUUUGGUUGAAAAGCCCCAUGUAGACUUCAAAGGACAAAGCACAGAAGCAGAUUUUUCCAGUGAAUGUUUCUCUUUUCAAGAAGAUUUGGAAAGCUUUAUGAAGGAUGAUUUUUUCAUGGAUGAAGAAAACCUUGGUCAAGAAAAUCUAGAAAACAUACCAUCAAUAUUGCCCAAGAAUGAAACCUUAAUAUCUUCAAGUCUCAGUCAAGAAGGUGAUAUUUCAGCCUUCUCAGAACUGAAGGAAUCAUUAAACUUCAUGCCAGAAGAAGUAAUUUAUGAAGAUACAAAUAAAGAGCUUGCCCAAAAAGAUAUUAUUAUCAAGCAAGACAUUAGAAAUGAAGAUACGAAAUGCAGCUCCAUCGAGAUUUUGACCACUCAAAGUCACAUUGAAUCAAAGAACAGUGAACCAGAUUCUACUACCAAUCAAAACACUGAAAAUGAAGAUAUAAAAUGCAACCCCAUUGAGAUGUUAGUCACUCAAAGUCAGAAUGAGCCAAUGAACACAGAGCUAGAUUCUACUACCAAUCAAAACACUGAAAAUGAAGAUAUAAAAUGCAGCUCCACAGAAAUGUUGGGCACUCAAAGCCAGAGUGAACUAAAGAACAGUGAACCAGAUCUUAUUAUCCAGCAAAACUUUGAAAUUGAAGAUAUAAAAUGUGGUUCCACAGAAAUUUUGGCCACUCAAAGUCAAAGUGAACCAAAGAAUAGUGAACCAGAUACUACUACCAAGCAAAAAUUUGAAGCCAAAGAUAUAAAAUGCAGCUCAAUAGAGAUCUGUGCCACUCAGAGUCAGAAUGAACCAAAGAAAAGUAAACCAGCAAUGUUAGAAAUGCCACUAAUUCCUCUGAAUUUAACAAACCAACAUUCUUCAGUGAGUUUAUUGUGUCCAGGACUUAAGACAUUUUCAUUUUCUCCUGUUGGUGAAAUUUUGCUUACUGCUGAAGAAUCAGUUAACAAAUACUUGAAGGUAUGGCAAUUACAAAGCUGCAGAAGUUCUUUGAAUUCUCUUUUGCAUACAGUGCCAAGUAUUGAAGAGCCCAUCAACCAGCAUCGAGCUAUAAACCUGAAAAAGGCAUUUUCUACUGAAGAAAAAAGUGUCAUGGUUAGUCCUAUAAAUACAAAGGGAUGGAAACAAGCAAGACUACACCUGAUAAUGACAGAAGAUUUGAAACAUCAGAAUAUAUAUUUGUGUCCUGAUGAUCUAUCUUCUGAUGAUACUAAAAUGAAGAUUAACUUGCCUAGUAAAGAACUUCAAUUAGAAUCAUGGCAAGAACAUAAAGGUUGUCCCUCAUCUAUUGUACUUAUUGAUGAGAAAUCUACAAAUGAUCAUUUAUCUCUUCCACAAAAAAGUCCAUCUUUGGUAAAAGAAGUACCAGACCUAUGUUUUUCUGAUGAUGAUAUCUCUGUUAAGACACCAACAAAGGAAGAGAAAGCAAAAACUGAUGUGGAACUAGUUGUGAAAAUAAUUGAAAAUGAAGAAAAUAAAGAUUACAAGGAACUUUGUCACACAGUACCAUCAUCUAUUGAGUCACAUUCCUCUCCAAAAAUUGAAAAAACAUCUUUUAAGAGUGGCAAAAGUUGUGGGAAUAAUUUGGACCUUUUGAGUGACUUUAUUAUGCUUCGAAAAAAAUAUAAUACUUGCAUCUCAACAAAUCACAAUGAUGAAGUCAUAAACAAUGAUAAAAAAGAUGGCAAAGAGUGUUCUUGGAUGCUUCAAGAAGAAUGUAUGAAUAAAACCCUAGAAAAAGUCAAUCCAGAGAAAAUGGAAGAGAAUGUCACGGAAGAGAAUGUCACCAAAGACAAUGUCACUGAAGAUAAUGUCAUUGAAAUUCAAGCAUCAGAUAGCCAGUGCCAGGCAUACUGUCUCCUAGAAGCCACUGCUACUCCCAUUUUAAAAGAACUUGUAUGUCUCUCUACUCACCAGGCUGCUAGUUGGAAAUUUGCCACUGUAAUUUUUGAUCAAACAAGGUUCCUCUUAAAGGAACAAGAAAAAUUAGUAAGUGAUACUAUUCCCCAAGGUACAAGUAAUGAAAGAGAGACAACAUACAAGUAUGCUGCUCUCUUACACCUUCUGGUAACAAUUAGAGAUGUACUUUUAACAUGUAACUUGGACACAGCUUUAGGAUAUUUGUCAAAUGCAAAGGAUAUCUACCAAAGCAUUUUAGGCUCUUACUUAGACAAUGUUUGGAGACAACUGACAAUUAUACAAUUUAUUAAGAGGAAAAACCCUGAAACCAAUUAUAAGAUACAAGAAUUGCAAUGUCAGGUACUGACUUGGAUGCAAAACAAAGAGCAAAUUAAGGUACUGAUUAUAAUAAGAAUGGAAUCAGAUGGUGAAAAAGAUUUACUUAUUAAAAUCCUUAAGAAAAUGGAAGGUUUUAAAUUGACUGUCUUACAUCCUAACGAAAGGAAAAAAUAUUUGGCAUCCGGAAAUGUUUUAAAUGGUACAAGUUCCUGUGUAGUUGUACAUAAUCAAUACAUUGGAGCAGAUUUUCCCUGGAGUCAUUUCUCAUUUGUGGUGGAAUACAAUUAUGUAGAAAAUUCUUGUUGGACCAACCACUGCAAAAAAUUGAAUAUUCCUUACAUGGCUUUUAAAGUGAUUCUUCCAGACACUGUUUUAAAGAGAAGCACUUUGUUGGAUAGAUUUGGUGGUUUCCUUUUAGAAAUUCAGAUUCCUUAUGUAUUUUAUGCCUCUGAGGGACUUCUUAAUAAUCCAGAAAUACUUCAGUUGCUAGAAUCCAGUUACAAUAUCACCCUAGUGGAAAGAUGCUGCAAUGAGUCACUGAAACUUUUUGGAGACACAGAGCAUUAUGUAGUAAUGACAAUUAAUGAACAUACUGCCAUAAUUUUGCAGGACCUCGAAGAAUUAAAUUCUGAGAAGGCAUCAGACAAUAUUGUUAUGAGAUUAAUGGCAUUAUCUUUCCAAUACAACUAUUGUUGGAUAAUUUUAUAUUUCAAAGACACAGUUAACUCAGAGUACCAUCUUACAGAAAAGACCCAUCAGCACCUAGCACAGCUUUAUGCAGCUUUGGUUUCCUGUGGGCUAAAAUCAGAACUGGAUGUAAAGCUUAUAAUGUCCCCAGGAGUAGAAGAGACUGCACUAUUAAUUCGACAAAUAGCUGACCAUAAUUUAAUGACCUCAAAGAGAAAUCCGUAUGACUAUCUGGAUAAAUCCUGGUUUGAAGUUUCACCAUCUAAGGAAGAAAUAUAUUUACUUGAUUUUCCAUGUAUUAAUCCAUUGGUGGCACAGCUCAUGUUAAAUAAAGGACCCUCACUGCACUGGAUAUUACUGGCAACUCUUCCUCAACUUCAGGAACUCUUACCUGAAGUUCCAAAAAAAGUGUUAAAGCAGUUUUGUGACAUCACUUCCUUAUUCAAGAUUAGUUCUUCUCCCAUAAAAGAAUCAACUCAAAUUUUAUCACCUCCAAAAAACAAUAAUCAGACCUUUGCUUCUCAGAGUUCAGCAUCUGGUUCCACAGACUGUGUCAUUCAAGAACAUAAUGAAUAUUAUCAAUAUAUAGACUUAGGAGAGACUGUACAGAAAGAUACAAAUACUACUUCAAAUUAUGAUGCUUCUUUUAUGGAAUUAAGAAAAAUAUGCCUUUCACCACCUGUGACUUCUUACAAUCAGACCAGCUACUGGAAAGACUCCAGUCAUAAUCUUAACAUAAUGCAGAACAAUUCUUUUCUGACUAACAGAAAAUCCGGAAACAUGGCUAGGAACUCAUUUUUAUAUCAGAAUAACUCAGAAUCAGAUAUAUUUUCUUUGGGUCUGAAACAAUCGUAUAGUGCACCCAUAUCACCAGCUGACACUCAGGAGAUAUUUGUUCCUGGUUGUAUAAAUUAUCAGGAAAGGGGACUACCCAAAGCAAAAGGAUGUAUAAAUAAAGAAGCAUCUACUCCCAGCCCAGGGUGCUCUCACUGGAACAUCAAAAACAAUGUUCAGGAACAACAUUACUCAUUCAACUUACCACAUGAGACAGAGCAGACUACCCGGAACAAGUGGUUCUCCCAGGAAGACCAUUUAUUCACUGAGCAGCGGAAAUGUCUACUGAAUGAAUUAGGAAGUUUCAUAUGUGAAAGUUCAAAUUCUGGGACUAAGAAGUCUGUCUGUAGAGAAUCGCCAUUUGCUCCCAGUAUGGAUUUAUUUUGUGCUUCUGAUACUCAUGUAAAUCAAAAAGAAUUCAACAAUUUUAAUUUUAACCAAAGUGCUGAAAAAUGUUUAGGACAGAAAAGGCACUCUGAAUUUUCAUCUACCUCAAGGGAAAAUGAACCAUUAGCAGGUGGUAUGUGCUCACAAUUACCACAAUUCAAAAAACGACGUCUCGUCUAUGAAAAAGUCCCCGGUAGAGUUGAUGGACAAACUCGUCUAACAUUCUUUUGAAAGAGAAAAAGGUGUGACAUACUUUUAAUGAUAAUGACUUACAUUUGUUGAUACAUGAAAAAAAUGCAGUUGUUGGUUUUUCGAUUUUGUUUUGUUUUGGGGCCACAUCCGGCAAAACUCAGGGUUACUCCUGGUUUAAGAUUCCAGGGAUCGAACCCAGUUGACCACAUGAAAGACAAACACCCUACCCAUUGUACUAUCACUCCAGUCCUAGAAAUGCAAUUGUCCUUACAUGUUCUUGCUGUUUCAAUUCAUUAUAUUGUAUUUUGCCCCAAUACUUUGCAUCUUUAUAACUAAAACAUUCAAAUUAUCAUGAUGGUAAUAAGAUACAAAUAUCUCCAAUUUAUCUAAAUAACUCAUGUUUUGUUAGAGAAAGAGAAAACUUUAUUGAAUACAUGUAAAAGGGGUAUGUAGGAUGUGUGUGUGUGUGUGUGUGUGUGUGUGUGUGAGUGCACGCGCAUGUACGUUUAAAUUUCAAAAUCUACGAUUUUCUUGAAUUCUCAAGUUUUUGCCAAACAGGAAAAGUGAAUCAAGUAAAGGUUUUUUUUUUUCUUUUUGGGUCACACCCAGCGAUGCUCAGGGGUCACUCCUGGCUCUGCACUCAGGAAUUACUCGUGGCGGUGCUCGGGGGACUAUAUGGGAUGCUAGGAAUCGAACCCUACCCACUGUGCUAUUGCUCCAGCCCCUCACGUAAAGUUUUUUUGGGACAUACAAAAGGCUAUACAUAAUUAAAGUAAUACGUGAUGAGCUUGAGAUAAUGUGGAAAUUUUUAAUUUGUAAAGAUAAUGUGAAGUAUAAACCAUCCUCCACAUGUAUAAAACUAUCCUUCACUUUUAUGCUAUAAUACUCUUACCACCAAAAGUUUCUUCCAACCCUCAGUGUGUGCACACAUGUGCAUGCGUAUGUGCAUGUGUGUGUGUGUGUGUGAGAGAGAGAGAGAGAGAGAGAGAGACAGAGACAGAGACAGAGACAGAGACAGAAACAGAGACAGAGACAGAGAGACAGGAAGCAUAGACAAUAUAGAGUCCACCCUGUUAGGAAAAUUCCAAGCAUAUGAUACAAUAUUGUUAACUUCAGGCACUAGAGUUAACAGCACAUCUCUAAGAUAUACUUGUCUUGUAUAACAAAAUUUAGUAGGAAUUGUUUAAAAUGUCUAUUGUUAAGCUGACAAUGAAACACAAUAAAGAAAGAAUCCAAAGAGAAGCUGAAGAGAAAGGAAAGAAAGGAUAAUUGAUGGUAAGGCAUUUCAGAAGUGAAACAGAUCCAGAAUACAGGGAUUAGUAAAGGGAUAACUGAAUUAUGAUGAAUGGAAGGGAUUCAGAUCAUUUAGAUUUAGAAGUGGUAGCUAUUUUCAUUUAUAGGCUUUCAUGUCACUAUAUCAAAGAGCAAAUACUGUCAGUAAUUGAGUAAUUUCUGCAUGCUAUAUUAUUUCCCC
Messenger RNA from Sorex araneus (European shrew), 6178 nucleotides. It is a transcript of the gene SHOC1, whose product is annotated as shortage in chiasmata 1. Gene Ontology annotation, molecular function: ATP hydrolysis activity; single-stranded DNA binding. The record is from RefSeq and is a predicted model, not a curated record. NCBI's taxonomy places the organism in Eukaryota, Metazoa, Chordata, Mammalia, Eulipotyphla, Soricidae. Gene Ontology annotation, biological process: resolution of meiotic recombination intermediates. Gene Ontology annotation, cellular component: condensed nuclear chromosome. The coding region runs from base 16 to 4743 and encodes 1575 amino acids. The transcript has 29 exons.